AUGUGCACCGAAACCCUCCACCUCUACCGCUGCGGCCACCCACGGGGCGGCGCCGUCGCCGCCGCCCGCCGCCGCAUCGAGCCGUGCAGCCGCGCCCUCAACGGCAACGGCGACGUUCCAUACAAUAAUGCGCCGCCGCUCGACGCGCCCCGCCUCUUCGAGCGCUGCCCCCGCUUCCGCGUCGUCGAGCGCCGCCACGCCGCGCACGCGUGCCCCGACUGCCGCGCGACGAAGGUGGAUGGGUUGGCGGCGAGGCUGCAGCAGUGCGCGGCGGAGAGGGUGAGGGAGAGGGCGGCGGCGGCGGGGGCGCGGAGGUGA
Molecule: messenger RNA, 318 nt
Organism: Diplodia corticola
Lineage: Eukaryota; Fungi; Ascomycota; Dothideomycetes; Botryosphaeriales; Botryosphaeriaceae
Exons: 1
Coding region: 1-318 (105 amino acids)
Source: RefSeq, a predicted model, not a curated record